UUGAUUCAGGCUAGAACGGUCGCUUUUCAAAAGACACAACCAUCAACUUGGGCGGGAAAAUCCCUCACUUUCAGAUAGCCAUUUGCUCAAAACUCUUCCCACCGUUGACUCAAGUUCUCUCACUGGCCCAGUGCGAUUCGUCUCCGAGAAGAAUAAUGUCUAAAUUCGAAUACCCUCGUCUCCCUCGGGCCGAAAUCAUCGCAUUUCUGGCCGACGCCCAGAUCGCCGCCAUCUCCGAUGCCGAUCUCGCCAAACCCCACCCGGAUUUCAUCCUGAAUCUCUACACAAAAAUCUUAAUCUACCUCGAUUCUCUCCAGGAAGAUCAUGGGCAAAUCGACUUCGCUGCUUUGGAACGGCUCGAUAACCCUGACCUCCACGUCGACUCGGUCCGGACCAUGAAUCUUUUCAGAAAGAUUAAGGAGGUUCUGGCUGUUGUCGAGUGCCCCAAGAAAUUUUGCCUAAAGGAUCUGAUCAAGCCCGACUCGGAUAGGACAGAGUUGUUCCUUAGUUCUAUUCUCAAUUUCUGUAUUUAUAGAGAGACAAAAAUGAAUCUCCUGAGACCAAUGGUGGAAGAUCUGUCCCUUCUUGAUGAGCAAAGGCAAGAGUUGGAAAGCAGGGUUUCACAGCUGAAUGCGGAGAUUGCUCAGCUCAAUGAAUCAAGAGAACAGGAAUUGCCUCUUGCUCAGGAUGUAGAUGCUAAAGUCAAAGAACUAUGCCAGACCAUUCCAGGCCUUAACAAUCAACAAAUGUCCUUGAAAGCUUCAAUAAGAAAAAUGAAGGAUAAGGCUAAAGAAAUGGAUGAGAAGAUUUCCCAUGCAGAGUUUGCGUUGGUGCAAAGUGUUCAAGAAAAUGCCAGUUUACGCUCUAAAAUUGUACAGUCACCAGAUAAGCUGCAGAGAUCCUUGGAUGAGAAGAAAGUAGCUCGAGUUGAGGCAAAAAAUGCUGAAAGAACAGCAAUGCAAGCUUUUCAGGAGAAGACUGCAAUUCUUGAGGUUUAUACAAAGGCUUGCAAGAAACUGUCCAAGAACCUUUCUCAGAUGCAGGCUAUACAAGAACAGGUGACCUCUGCCAAAGCAAUUGAAAAGGAUGUUAAGGUUUUGAAAGUUAAGCACAGUGAUGAAGGAAUGUUAGACAAGUCACUCGAGGCUAAGCUUGUUGAACGCCAAGGAAAAGUGGAACAGUUGGAUGAAUUAAGAAAGCAAUCAGAAAAGGAAAGAGAUUUCAGGUGUGAGGAGGCCACCAAGGAACUCAACAAUGUGAAGUUGGAAGUGGGAUUGAAGAGGCGCGAUUUAGAGUCGAGGCAGACAAAGGUUGAAGCUGUGGUUGCAGAGGCUGAUAAUAUCAGAAUGAAGAUCAACUCAGUAAAAGAGUCCGGCGCAGCCAAACGACAAGAACUUGGUCGUAAAUGCGAAGAGAUUGUGGGACAGUUCUACGAGUACUCAAACUCCGUUGGAAGGUUGCUGCCGAGGAUUGAAGCAGAGCCUGGACUUCAACAUUGAGGGUCUGAUCUUCCAACCUUCAGCAAGCACAGGGGACUCCAAUGUUCAAAAUCUUGGGUACUUUCGGAUAGGAAAUUGACAGAUCCAUAACCUUUCACAUGCGUGUUCAAUAUGAAAAAUUAUUUUCUUAUCUUGAAAAACUGGAAAAAGUUUUCAAAAUGGUGGGUUUUUCUUUUAUUUUUAAUUAGAUAUGGAAGAAAGAAAGGGGGAGAGGAGAGGAGAUAAUUAAAGAGUAAAAUGGUCAAAUUUAUCCUCCGUAAUAACAUGAGAGGUCUGUGAU
Messenger RNA from Diospyros lotus (date-plum), 1779 nucleotides. RefSeq names its product kinetochore protein NUF2 homolog. Gene Ontology annotation, cellular component: Ndc80 complex; kinetochore. The record is from RefSeq and is a predicted model, not a curated record. The coding region runs from base 156 to 1499 and encodes 447 amino acids. The transcript is spliced from 11 exons. Gene Ontology annotation, biological process: attachment of mitotic spindle microtubules to kinetochore; mitotic spindle organization; kinetochore organization. Lineage: Eukaryota; Viridiplantae; Streptophyta; Magnoliopsida; Ericales; Ebenaceae. Gene Ontology annotation, molecular function: protein-containing complex binding.